Messenger RNA from Eimeria necatrix, 1305 nucleotides. RefSeq lists its product as hypothetical. The record is from RefSeq and is a predicted model, not a curated record. Bases 1 to 1305 code for a protein of 434 amino acids. NCBI's taxonomy places the organism in Eukaryota, Apicomplexa, Conoidasida, Eucoccidiorida, Eimeriidae. The transcript has a single exon.
AUGAAGAAGGUGAAGACCAACAUGACCCGCAAGUUCGUGGGAAUGACUUCGCAAGCCAUUUUGAGGGACUUGUACGAAGUUUGGGUGCGGAAGCUGCUGCUGAAGGAGCUGCGGGGGGCCCACGAGGACUUCGUGCAGGCCCACAGCCCGCAGCUGUACUACAAAAUAGCCCGCGCGUGGCACAGCGCCUUCUGCCACCAACUCCGCACUGCGCGGCUGCCAGCUUCCUGGCGAGCAGCAGCAGCAGCAGUGCACAGGAAGCUGGGGGGCCGCGGGGACUUGCUGCAGGCGCUGCCGCCGGUGGGCAAGAAGGGGCGGCGGCUGCGGCUGCAGCAGCAGCAGCCGAAGCGGGACUUCAUUCGCUUCGCAGUCUUCUUCCUCAGGGCCUUCGUGCCCGCCUCUCUCGAGAAAGCUGCAGCAAAGGACAGCGCAGCAGCAGCAGCCAUCAUCAGCCGCCAAGAACCCAACUUAAGAGCUGCUCUCUACUCCACUCUCGCCGCUUUCUUCCAGUUCCUCGUGGGCAGCGCCCCCGGCUGCAGGAUCACCGCCACGGCCUUCGUCUUGGCCGCCAUUUCCCCCUGCCCCUUCGGAUACCUCGUUGAACCUGCAUUUAUUUACCAAGUUUUGCGAAACUCGCCGCCAGAAACUCUGCAUUCGCUGGCUUCGCUGCGGCGAGUGGCCACUUCGAAGCCCUGCCCGGACUUCAAGCGCGACCUGCUGCAGCUGCUGAUGGUGAACGGCGUCACUGCCGACGACAUGAGCCGCGCCACCAACCUCAGGAAGGACCUCGCCAAACUAAUUGUUCCCGUCGAGCAAAUUGUCGCGGAAAAGGAGGAAGAACUCCGCAAAAUGGAGGAGAUCUCGCUGAAAGACCUGCUGCGGAAGGACGGCGAGGACGCCGCGGUGGCCGAAACCCCCGAGGACCUCAGGGCAGGACUCGACGACCUCUUCGCCAAUUCUGGAGUUCCAGGAAACGAAAAUGCAGAAAAUAAUCUCCAGAAAGCCGCAGAAGUCCACUUCAGCGACCCUGACACCGCCGCCGCCAAAGCCUACUUCGACAGAGUGCGGCUGCUCGUGGAUGGCAACGCGGCCAGCGACGGCUUCCUCGACUUGCCCAGCGCCGACUUCCAAACUUUGAUGGAAAAAACGGCCGCCGAAUUCGAAGAAGAAGACCGCAGCAACGCGCAGAGAGCGCCGUUCAAGGUCGACAGGUCUGCGGGCAUCAAGGAGCAGACGGAGGAGGCGAUCCAGCAGGCUCGGGGCGGCAGACUUCGCGUGGAGCCUUUUUUUCCCCCCCAAAAAUGA